AUGUCCACAAAUCUGUUUUUAUUUGAUCUACCAACUCAUCUCCCAAAUGAAGCACAUAAUCAACCAGAAACUAAAUCAGAAAUAACACCCUCAAAUCAAGUUGUAGUGGAGAAGGUAGAUGUAGAUGAUGAUGAGGAAGAGGAGGAAGAAGAAUUACAAGCAAAAUCAAAUGGUCCAAUAUGUAUCCCAGGGACUUCAAUAACAUUACAAACAGAAGAAGAUAUAGCUAAAUGGAUAGAAGAAAGAAAGAAAAAUUGGCCAACUAAUAAAAACAUUGAACGUAAGAAACAAGAGUUAGAAUCUAAAAAACAACAACAACAACAACAAAAGAGGAAACAACAAGAUGAAUCUUCACAACAAUCAUCUAAAAAAUCAAAAAAUAUUUGUCGAUUUUAUCAGAUGAAUAAAAAAUGUAAAUUUGGUAAUAAAUGUAAGAAUCUACAUGAAGAUCCAAAGAAUGAAAAUCCAAUAACUUUAUCAUUUAAUGAACUUACUCAUUAUAGAAAAUUUGUUAAUGGUAUACCUGUUUUAAUACCUAAAUUAUAUGCUAAUAGAACUGAAAAUACUCUGGUUAAAAAACUGGUUUUAUUUAAACAUCUAAUAACUAGAGAUCAAGAAGUUAAUGAAAAUGAAAAAGUACUAGAGUUUAUAAAAUAUCUAAAUGAAAAAGGAUUCAUAGAUCAUAAUGUAAUGAAAUCAUAA
Molecule: messenger RNA, 702 nt
Organism: Candida tropicalis MYA-3404
Lineage: Eukaryota; Fungi; Ascomycota; Pichiomycetes; Serinales; Debaryomycetaceae
Exons: 1
Coding region: 1-702 (233 amino acids)
Molecular function (GO): metal ion binding
Source: RefSeq, a predicted model, not a curated record